CUACCUGCAAAGGUUGAACUGAACUUUAGCACCCUGCUUCCCAGCUCGCGCUCAAGUUCUUCGAACAACACCGCCGCCAUUCACGGCCUAGACUUUCCAGUCUUCACCACGGAUUCACAUCAGUCACCAUGGCUUCCCUCCAGUUCCUCGAGCCUGCCGGCAACAUCCGCGCAACAACAGCAACAACAGCAUCUACAGCUUCAUCAACAGGACUUCGUCUUGUUCGAUCAGCCGAUCAAGCAACGUCAACAUAAUCGCCGUAUCCAGCAACCUUCCGCCACAGGAGGUGUAAAUCAAACUCAGCAACAUCGUAACCACCCGUUGUUUCCGCAACAACCGGUACCGACAUCGCCAUCACUGCAAAACCAGCGAGUUGCUAGCAUCAUCCAGGCUACUGGGCACCAAGCGACUUCUUCGGCUUUCACCAAUCGGUUUAGUUCUACCACGCAGAACCCAAAUCAGUUCUACGCUUCAUCCGCUCCAUCAUCGACAGCCGCUUUGAACCUUCAGAAGCAGAACCGGCCUUCACGCCCGCCUGUCCCUCUGUUUUCCCAAAGUACCGGUAACAUCCAGCGGGGCAAGAUGAACAUUCAAGGUAAACACCACCCUGCUCUGCAUCUCCUUCACACCGGGCAGCGCAGCUCAUAUCUUCGCUCAGAUCUUGACUUGGAAGAAUUCACCGCCUUUGAGGGCGGUGCUUCCACCACGGCGUACUCCUCGCCCGCUAUGCCGAGCGUCUUCGACUUGAGCGGCAGCGUUUCGAGCGCGGCAACCAACAUCGGAACGAUCUCGCCUCAGGAUCUUCUGAUCCAGGAGCCGUUCAUGUCGGCGCCCAACUCUACGGCUCUCACGGCCUUGACCUCGCCGUCCAUCUACAACGAGUCUCCCGAGUUCGGCGACACUUACGAUGUCUCCCCCAGCUUUGGCAGCGGCGAUUUUGACAAUGGCUCCACCGACGCUUGGUUCCCUCUCUUCCCCCAGGCGAACCCCCGUCCGGAGGCCGCGGAGAUGCCCGUCGAGGCUGAAGACUCGCCAUCGACCAAGUCGGAUGACCUUGAGGUGGCCUCAGCUUUGGGCCACCGUCGCAAGUCCUCGGGCGCUUCCCCUUCCAGCCGUCCGUCUUCCAUUGCUGGCGUCAACUCGCGCCGUCGUGAUAAGCCUCUUCCUCCUAUCAUUGUUGAGGAUCCUUCCGACGUCAUCGCCAUGAAGCGUGCGCGCAACACCUUGGCUGCUCGGAAGUCGCGCGAGCGCAAGGCUCAGCGUCUCGACGAGCUGGAGGAGAAGAUCUCGAAGUUGACGGCUGAGCGUGACCACUGGAAGAACCUUGCUCUCGCUCACGGAGCGAAGGAGUGA
Messenger RNA from Dichotomopilus funicola, 1353 nucleotides. RefSeq names its product cross-pathway control protein 1. Lineage: Eukaryota; Fungi; Ascomycota; Sordariomycetes; Sordariales; Chaetomiaceae. Gene Ontology annotation, molecular function: DNA-binding transcription factor activity. Gene Ontology annotation, biological process: regulation of DNA-templated transcription. The annotation marks the transcript as partial. The transcript has a single exon. The record is from RefSeq and is a predicted model, not a curated record.